This is a messenger RNA of Jaculus jaculus (lesser Egyptian jerboa), 888 nucleotides long. It is a transcript of the gene Lhb, whose product is annotated as luteinizing hormone subunit beta. The coding region runs from base 463 to 888 and encodes 141 amino acids. Gene Ontology annotation, biological process: G protein-coupled receptor signaling pathway. Gene Ontology annotation, molecular function: hormone activity. The record is from RefSeq and is a predicted model, not a curated record. Lineage: Eukaryota; Metazoa; Chordata; Mammalia; Rodentia; Dipodidae. Gene Ontology annotation, cellular component: cytoplasm; extracellular region. The transcript is spliced from 3 exons.
CACGCCUCUCAGUCGAGGCUAAACGCCGAAGAUACCUUGACUUUGUAUGGCGGGGGCGGGGCUUACUGAAUCAACGCGUUAAGUAGCCAAGACCACGCCCAUUUCUGGAAAUACCUAGCAUUAAUUGGAGGAUUUGGUGUGGGUUAUCUGGAAUCCCCCCAAGCUGGGGCAGAAGCUAUGGCCCCCAGUCCCAUGGCCUGAGAGCAGUACCUUUCUGCCCGCAGUUCCCCCUCUCACAAUGGACGAGGACCCUGUCCCUCACCUCUUGGCCUCAAACUAGGUUCAGUGAAGUUACCUGUCUCCCCCCCCUUUGGCAAUGGAGCCUUCCUGACCUUGUCCGCCACUCGCCCCCAGGGGGAUUAGUGUCCAGGUUACCCAGGUUGGUGCCGCCACCAGGUGGCCUUGCCGCCCCCACAGCCCCCAAGUACAAAGCAAAGUGGCAGAGGCAGGGGAGGCACCAGAAUGGAGAGGAUCCAGGGGCUGCUGCUGUGGCUGCUGCUGAGCACAAGUGGGGUGUGGGCCUCCAGGGGCCCCCUGAGGCCACUGUGUAGGCCCAUCAAUGCCACCCUGGCUGCGGAGAACGAAGCCUGCCCUGUCUGCAUAACCGUCACCACUAGCAUCUGUGCCGGCUACUGCCCUAGCAUGGUGCGGGUUCUGCCGGCUGCCUUGCCCCCGGUGCCCCAGCCCGUGUGCACCUACCGUGAGCUGCGAUUCGCCUCUGUCCGUCUCCCUGGCUGCCCGCCCGGCGUGGACCCCAUGGUCUCCUUCCCUGUGGCCCUCAGCUGCCGCUGCGGGCCUUGCCGCCUCAGCAGCUCCGACUGCGGGGGCCCUAGGGCCCAACCCUUGGCCUGCGACCUCCCCCACCUCCCAGGCCUUCUCUUCCUCUGA